AUGGUUCAUGUGAAACGUAUAAAAGGAAAUGUGUCACAAAAACGCUUACAAACACUCCAACGAAAGAAACAACAGAAACGCCAGGGUAUUAUAUCGGAGCCAUUGAUCAAACAUAGCAUCGAGGGGAAGUGGUAUGAGUACGCUGAUGCAGAUCGAAGUGAUGAUGCCAACGAGGCAGAUAGGGAGCAACUCUCAAAAGUCGAAGAAAAAGCGACGUAUCUUCUUAGCCGGGAUAUUGAUGAGAAGGUGCAACCACUAAAGGGAAAUAUUCCUGGUUUCGAAGCAACCACUGAAGGAAGGGGAAUAUUUUUGGUUCAGAAGUUAGCAUGUGAAAGCACUCCUGGAAUUGAAGUGAAUUUUUUGUUCGUUGGAUACUUUGGAUGCCUUCGACAAAUGAACAAUUGUGCGGAUUUUAUGAAUUGGAAUUUCAGUGGAAUCUAA
This is a messenger RNA of Anisakis simplex (herring worm), 441 nucleotides long. Lineage: Eukaryota; Metazoa; Nematoda; Chromadorea; Rhabditida; Anisakidae. The record is from the annotation of a GenBank genome assembly.